AUGAAUCCUUUCAUAUUAUGCAGAAAACUUAAAUUCACUUUGGGAAAUAACUCUUCUGGAUUACCAAUAUAUCUAGACAGCAGUACGGGUGUACUACGUGCAAGUCAAUCACUAUGGCAAAAACAAAAAGAUAAAACACUAUUACUAAGUGUCACUGUAAAAAGUAUUGAUCAUGAUAAGUUUUCAGACAGUGCGUUGGUUAUUAUCUCAUGGAAAGAUGAAUACGUAAAUGGAAACCAUAACAGCAAAACUGGUUAUGAUAAACGAGAUCGCGUUCCUGAAAAGGAUGAAAAACAAAUGCCAAAAUUAAAGAUAGCUACACGUUCAUUUAUCGGAUCACAAUCUAUUGAACUUGAAUUAACCCGAGAGGACAUCAAACCUACAGAGAAUGUUUGUCAUGGUCAAGCAUGGUCAAUUACUGCGAAGAUUAUAUUCCCGCCUGGUAACCACAAUGUUCAUAUUGAAUUAUUAGCACCAAGAUACGUUAAUGAUCUUUGUGGCUACGUCAAAUAUUUUGGGGUUUCAUUUAUUGGUCACCAUAUAAAAAUAGGUAAAAUCAAUUUAAUUAAACUAGAUCAUCUUGGAACUACUCUUGAUGAUUCGGAGCAACUUCAAGAAAUCAUAUUGGAAUUUGAAAACGUAGAAGUGGAAAAAGCAAUGAGUCCAAUACCCGAUCCAUUUAGUGUAUAUCUGAAAUUUGCUGUGAUAAUGUUGGAAACUGUUAGUUUGCCUGUGGACGCAAAACUAAAAGCCGGUAUUCUUUUGGGAACGAAGGACUUAGUAUGGAUUGGUUCGCUCAGAAUGAUAUAUUCGAAGACAUGUCCAACACUACCAAUUGAACUCAAUAUUUCCUCGUACCCAAAGAAGAUGGUACCAACCGACAUCACUAUUGUGACUGCGGAUGUAUUUUUACCAAUCCUAAAUGAAAACUACACUUUUUCAGUUUAUUCAGUAGGUCAAUCGGCAACAAUCGCUUCAUUGAAUUUAGAAAAAGGUGAGGGAUUCAAUAAAUAUGAGGCUAAAUCUAUGAUGAAAACUACUCAAGAAGAAGUACUGAGUGAUUCAAUUAUCACUAAAAGAAUUGAUAUGUUUGUCGAAGAACUGCGUAAUACCUACGGACUUCUUUACCAUGCUUCAAGAGAAAGCAAGACUGUUAAGUUGGUUGUUUAUAUACAAAUAUUGAAUAAACCGUCAACUAGAGUGAUAAUUGGUUUUCGUGUUCACGCUUCUAACAGAAAAGUUAUCUAUGAGGAAUGUAAUAUACCCAUUGUUGCAAAUUCUAAUGACAAGGGGAAGUUUCAGGCUUCAUACAUUGAAAACAAUCAUUCAGCUCAAGUUGAAACAGAAAAAGUUGGUGAAAUUAACUUUAAAAUCAGUUUUCCAUCCAAUUCAAUGCAAACAUAUUCACUAAAACUAAAAUUUAAUAAGUUUAUACUUGGGGAAAUAUGCUAUGCAACUAUUACAGAUAUUGGCACUGGAAUUAGGCAAAGGAUUAUUGGUAUGAGGCUGCACACAAGUUAUUCAACGCAUGGAAUAAAUAAAUUAAGAUCUGAAGCCACAGUUUAUCUGGGAUUAGUGGAAAACCCAACAGAUGACACAACUAAACACUACAUUACCUUAAAUGUAAAAAUAAUGCCCCAUCAAGAGAAGAGUUUUCCUAAUGUAUUCACUACACAACUAAUAACUGAUUUUAUUUUAAGUUCAGGUCAAAAAGAAACCUCAUCAUUGUCUUUUAAAGUUACUAAGUCUAAGCCACAAGUUAUUCCAUCCCAUAAAAGGCCUAUAGCUGUCCUAACAGUUCUCAAUCCAACAACAAAUGUUCGUGCAAAAAACUAUUAUACAACAAUGUUUGCCGUUAUCACUUGGUCUGAGAUGAUUUUAUACAGUCCAGUAAGCAUAAUUCUUCAAAUAUCUCAUGAAUCGGAGCUAAUCGAACAGCAAUUUUGUUCAAUAGGUAAAGCUUUAGAAACAGUUGUCCCAAUUAAUGCUGAAAAAUCAAUUAAAAAUAAUGUUGGACGUAUUGAGCUACCUUCAGUUUACAUACAAUCAUUUGGUAAUUAUACUAACGAAGAACGAUCAAUGACAAUAAAAUAUGUAAUACAAAUCAAUGAAAUCAAGUAUAUUAUACUAAGUCUUGAUAUUCUAUUUAGUGGAGAAAAGAUAUCAAAAGAGAUCACAUUAGCACCUAAAACUAAUACACCUCAAUCUGCACUUUCUUUAAAUGAACAACCAUCUGGACUACUGCAAAGUCUUCUAAUUAGUCGUGCAGAUAAUUAUCUUCAUCCAGAUUCAUUCAACAUUAUUAUGGCAAGUGUAGUCAUUUCUCCAAGUGCUAGACAACAAUGCUCUAUGAAAAUUGAAACAUCUAAAGUUCAGAAUGAAGUCAAUUUUAUUGAUCCUAAAAUUUUGGAUAUUGGUUUGGCAAUAACAUCUCAUAAAUUUCAGUUUAAUGUAUCAAACAGCGUAGUAUAUAUAGGGAUUGCUAAUCAACAGUUUGAAGAUAAUCAACAAGCAAAUGGUGCGGUUACCAAAAACGAACCAACAUCUAUUAACAUUAUGAUUCCGUUAAACAUUACUUCCACCGUUUCUAAUUCCAUCGAUCUGAAGCUUGUUUUAUUUGGUGAAAAGCAAAAUUAUGAAUUCCCAUUUAUGUUUAAUAUUGGUCCUUUGCAGACUAUUCCACCUACUGCUCUCUUAUCAAUAACAUAUGAAAUUGACGCCAUAAACAUUGAUGAACAACCGGAUCGUACCGAUACGCCUCUUACUCCUGGUGAAAUUGGACGAAUUUACAAUCGAAUUUCUUUAAAUUUACCGAAAUGUGAAGAAUAUCAAAUAUCAUUUUCUACCUUACCUAACUCUCCAUGGCCAGUUGAUAUAAUUGAUAUCCUUAUUUUGGAUGUUAGUAAUUACAUUUGGAUUUCCGAUUUGUCAGAUUAUCAAGUUAUUAAAUAUAGUAGACCUGGUUCACUUACAACUGAUUUGGCUUCAGUCAAACUAAUGAUAUGUGCUCCUGCUGGGUUCGGAAAUGAGGUACGGGUUGAUGUAUUUAUUCGUCCAUGGAUUCGAAACAAUAAUGAGAAAUUAAAAAGUCAGCAAAGUGUUACAAUAAUUGGAAAUGUAAAAAUUAACAGGAUUAGCUCUGAUUUUAAUCUCACUUCAUGUAUAUUUAACGUUUCUUCGGAGAAAAGUAUGAAGCAAUACAUCCCUGAAAAUAAUAAACCUUUAAAUGCUAAACAGAUACUUAUCGUAUCGGCUAAUACAACGGACAACUUAUCUCCAGGAGUAGGUGAAACCACUAAAUUCACAUUCUUUAUUCAAGUCCCAGAAAAUUCUAAAUUGCCAAACUGUUCAGUUGUAUUUAGGUCCGGCUAUAGCAAUAUAAAUAAUGAGUCAGAAUUGACUAUUUUGAAAGUAGAUAUAGAAUAUGGAAAUGUAUUUCGAAACUCACAACGAGAGAAAUUUAGAGUUGAAUACACAUCCAAGUAUCUUAAUGGACAGAAUGAUACAGCAUCAGUUGAUUUUGGCAAUCUGGUCAACCCAAGCAAUUUCAAUGAACACUCUAAAAGUAUCAUAAGAAUUAAUGUCACUGCUCGUGUGUCCGAUAGCAGAGUGGUAAACAGUGGGUCAAAAACAAAGUUAGGAAUGACAGCAAAAUUUGGAAGCUUGUUAGGAACUACAGAAGUUUUUCAAGUAAUCAAAAGAAAUGGAAAUGAACGAGCAAUCAUUUCUAUGAAUUUACAGGAGAUACAUGAAACUGGAAAAGAUAAACAAUUUUAUGGUGAAGGGGAUAUACUUAUAUUAAAUCUAGAAAUGAAAAUGGAACGAAACUCCUCUCUUGAAUGUUCCAGGCAUACACUGAAUGUUUAUCCUGGAGUGAGUGUGAAAAAUGUAGACGUCUCACCGCUUCAGCCAAAUCUAUCAUUCAUGUACUACAAAGUGCCAAAUACCAAACAGUCUGGCCCACUUGUAUUUAAAGGAAAUUCCUUUCGCUUUGAUAAUGCAAUCUCGGUCAAAAUCUAUGUCUACUUCAAAGACCAAAUAUUUUUACCAUCACAAAAAAAUACGGCAAAAUAUACUGUCGUCGCAGAGCUUGUUUGUAUUUCCACAAACAGACCUCAACAAGUUAGCCCAUACAUCAGUAGAUUUAUGAGUAAAAGAACCGUUACACUUGCUAGCACAAAUUUCAUCAAUAUUACAAGGAAAAAAUGUAGUAAUGUUGUAAAACUUACAGAAAAGCAAAGUAUUCAUAAUUGUUCAGUUAAUUCAUUGUCUCUAUUGAGCAUACAUGACACUGUAGGAGGAUCACAAUCAAAUUCUCUUAUUUCACAUCAACCUAUAACCAUUCUCUUCGAUCACUUAGUAUAUGUUAGUCAAAUUAGUCCUAUUUCACUAGAUUCAAAUAAUAAAAUAAAAAUAUUAAAUGUUUCAACAACUACCGAUGGAAUAUUAUUUAAACACAUUGUGACGAUGAAGGAGAGUAUAAAACAACCGUAUAUGGAAAAUAUAUACUUUAGUCCUCUACUUGCUACAAGAGGAUUACAUUUUAUUACUAUUGACGCUCAAGAUAAUACGCGAAAUGCAAACUUUUCAGUUGAAGUUUAUGGUUGUAGUGCUAUUUGGGAUCCUCUAAAAUUCGAUCCUUGUUCAAAAAAAUUUGUUGAAAAAAACAAUGAAAACAAACCCUUAAAAACUAUAUUAAUGACUAAAGAAUUUAUCUUCUAUUGUGAAGUAUCACCGCUGAAAAUCAGAAACAUUACAAAUGAAAAGCAUUGUUUUAUGAUUACAGGAUCAUUUCCAAUUACUCUAACAGACAUGGGACAUGAAAUAAACGAAAUUAUAAUGUUACUAAAACCAAGUAAUGUUAUCGUGGGAAGAAACAGUCGUAACAAUAGUACACUUAUAAGUGAGAAUAUGGGAAAGUCAUGGAUAGUUACAAAUCAAUGGAAAUUGAAGAAUAUGUUGUCACAAUCAUCUGAGAUUAUUGAUUCUUAUGAAACUCCGUGGUUCAAUAUUCAAAAUAAAUCCUGUGAUGACUUUACUAUCAGUCUAUGCAAUCCAGGUGGUGAUCCAUGGAAAUUUGGCGCUACAGUUAACCAUUCAACUUCUGAUAUAUCAAGACAUCACAUUAUACUUGGUGAUUGCUUCUAUCCAGUUUUAGAUAAUAUUCGUUUUACCUCAGAUAGUUUUAAAAUUACUGUGUCACCAAGUUCUGUCGGCAUUCCAAACAAAAUUAUUGGACAACUUACAUUUCGAGAUGUACGAAGUGAUCAAAUAGAGGAAUGUGGGCAAUUAUUUUUUUUACUUGGAGGAGUCCAACAUAAUAACUAUCCAAUUUAUGUAGAAAACGGUACGGGUUUCAUUCGCUUUAGUCGUUUUAACAAUUUUAAUUGGCCAAAGCUGAUACAUCACAAAAUUUACAUGACUGUAAAAUUAUAUGUCAGACCAAAUAAGGAAAUAGAUUCAUCGCAAAUUGUCAUCUCCUGGAAUUAUUUUACGAAAGAUCAACAAGGGAAACAGUCGAAGUCCCAAAACGAUGAUUCCCAUCUGGAGAGGCUUAGAAGGAGUGUGAACCCUUCAAACCUACAACUUCUCGUGACGAGAAGUGAUGCAGCUACCAAUACAUUGUGUCCGACUGAAGUAAUAGCACUAAGUGUUCAGCUUGGUCUACCUGUUGGUACAACUGCAAUAACAGUUGAAUUGUUUGGUCCUACUAAAGAUACUAUAAUCUACGGUUUUGUUGAAUUUAUUGAUAUUUCAUAUAUUGGAGGAAGAGUUUCAGACAGGGAUUUUUCAAUUGGCGUACGAAACACGACGAUAGAAACUGAUUACGAAUACAAAAAUACAUAUACAGCUGUUGAUUUAUCAAAUGUCACAGUGAUAGAUAUACCAAAUGUUGUAGAGAAUUAUAGUUUAACAUUGCGUUUUGGUGUUGGUUUGUGGAGUAAUAAUUCAAUAGUAGAUGGAAUGCAGUUUAUUUGUAACUGUAAAGUUUCUGACGGUAUUUCAGUGGUAACCAGUACAACUACAAUCACAUCACGUAAAUUAUGUACAGUUUUUCAACCAGAAUUAGACAUGUUAUCUAAUUUUCCAUACAUUGUACCGGGAGAUAUAUUACUGUUUCAAGCAGAAGCAUAUUUUACAUUUGAAACCGGAAAUUAUACGUUCACAGUAUAUAUAAUCGGUUCCUCAUCUACUAUUAGCAACUUUGAAGUAAUUCUAGGUAAUGGGAUGAACUAUCCAGAAGGAUCUGAAGUUAGGCAAUCCGAAGAUGAGCUGACACUUACAAAGCAAAUUGAUGUACAAAUGAAAGGACUUAAAAAUAAAAAUGCUAGAGCGACAUAUCUGACUAAAUCAAACCGCUCAGUGAAAUUAAAUGCAUAUAUACAAGCUGUAACAUACCCAUCAACGAGAGCAAUAAUUGGAUUUCGAUUCCGUUAUUCUCAAGCUGAUGUAAUUAUUCGUGAGCUUCAAGUACCUAUUAUAGCUAAUUAUAGAAACUUUAUAAAUGUUUCAAAUCCUACUUUCAACUUUUCAGGGAUUUCAAGUCCAGCUAAAGUUGAAACAUUCGCUGAAGUUUAUUUCAGUCUUAGACUUCCUCCUUCAUCAAAACAGAUUUAUGCUGUAGAAAUAGGCUUUGAUAACGUUUCUUUGGGUGAAUUCUGUUAUUCUACCAUCACAGAAGUUGGAAAAGGGAUUACAAACAGAAUAACAGGGAUGAGAUUGUAUACGGAAUAUAUGACUCAAAAGCUAACAAUGCUUCGAAGAAUGGCGGUAAUAAAUCUUGGAGUAUUGGAAAAUCCAUCAGCAAAUAAUACAGAGUAUUAUGUGAAUUUCAAAAUAAUUGUAAGACCAUGCAUAGAUAGAGCUUUUCCAACAAUCAGUGAAACUCAAAUUAAUGCACGAGUUUUUAUUACGGGUACACCUCAACAACAACAACAAUCAGUUGCAUUUUCUGUUGUCGAUGAGCCAAUUUUACCGAUUACAGCAAAUAAUUCACCCAACGUGAACCUUUACAAAACCGAACCUGCUCUAAGUGAACCUAUGGACGCAUAUAACGGAAUUCUAUUUGCUGAAAUUUCUUGGGUUGAACAAGUGAUCUAUAGUCCCGUCAAGAUUUUAUUUAGCAUUGUAGGUUCCGAAACAGCAUUAACUGAAAUAACAUUUAUUUCUAUUGGAAGGUCACUGAUCACUGUAAUCCCCAGAGCUUCAAAUAUGUCAAUUACAAACAACACUGGUAUAAUCGAACUUCCCUCUGUAUAUGUUGUUCCCACUCCUUAUAAAUAUGACAAUAUACUAGUCAUCAAGUAUUCGGUUAAAAUCGUCGGUACAACAAAAUUCAAAGUUAUAUUAGAUGUUAUAACUGGAGGAUAUACAGCAACUAGUCAGGUUAACUUCGCACCGAUUGCUGCCGUAUCACCUCCGCAAUUGACAAGUAGUCAAUUACCUUACUGGGCAAUCGACAGUUUGGCAACCUCUCGCAAUAAUAAUAGUGUAGUACGAGGUGCAUUUAAUUUACUUUCAUUCUCCAUGAUCAUAUGUUCAGGCGCAAGACAAACAUAUUCAGCUCAACUCUACAUUUUACAAAUUACAAAUAUUGUAACUUUUAUGAAGACAAAAACUAUUGUUUUUGGUCGUUCUAUUAGUAAGUGUGGAACCUCUUCUACUAUUGUCAAUGCUAAUACUGUAAACUUAAAUAUGGCUUCACAAUACUUUGAUAGUAGUGAAAGUAUCUCAAAUUCAAAAAAGGAAAGAUCAAUAAUCACUUUUCUUGUGCCCUUAAAUGUCAAUUUACUGGCAUCUUCAGUUGUUUCAGUGAGUGUUACGGUUCAAUAUGGAACACAAUCAGCUCAAACGUUCGUCAGUUUACCUGUUAUCCAGCCUGAAUUGAGUAUACCACAAACUUCUACCAGUUAUCAGAUAGAUGCCAUUAGCUACCAAGACAGACCAUAUGAACGUACUUCCCUUGUCGCACUUGGACAAACUGUUCGACUUUAUAAUAAAAUUGGUCUUCCAAACACUAUGUGUACAACAUACUCAUUUGAAUUUACUAUGUCAUCCAAUUUAUGGCCAAUUGAUUUUCUUGAUGCACAACUCGUGAGCUAUAGUGAUUUUAUAUGGUCCACUAGUACUAUCAACCCUUUAAUAACUAAAUUGGGUUCACCAACAUACAACAAAAUUACUAUGGACUUAGGAUCAUUAUGUGUUCCGGAAACAUACGACAAUCAGGUCCGGAUUGACCUUUUUUUUCGCCCAAGGAGUAAUUUUUCAGCGAGUACUGUAAAUGGAAAUAUAACUGUGUCUGUUAAAAGUUUGCUUACAGUGGGUACUCUAUCUAGUCCAUUGUCUCUGUCAACAGGCGUUUUUGUAUUUAAUAAAGAUGCACUCAUGAAAGAAAGUAUGUUUGUAUUACCAUCAUUCAGUGAAGACAAGUAUAAACCUUGGAUCAAAAACAUUACAAAUGGAAUUUCUUUUCAACCAGGCAUAUGGACAAAGUUCACAUUUAGAGUACAAGUACCAUUUGCCUCUUAUCUGCCUGAUUCAUCUAUCUUUGUGGGUGGUGCUAAUUCUAGUGCAGAGAAUGAAUCAAUUUUUACUGUUAAUGGUGCACUCUUAACUUUUGGAUCUAAUUUGGCUGGAUUACGUUUGGAUCAAUUUAAACAAGUAUACUCAUCUACAUACAUGAAUGGACAAAAGGAUUUGUUGGAAAUAAAAUUGGGAAAUGUUGUCAAUACAGGUGUUCUUUUACACCCAGAUUCAACCAGUAUAAAUGAAAAUGACAUAGCGGUUGAAGUAUCGGUUCGCUUAUCUGAUAGUAAACUUAGUGAUAAUGGAACGAAUGUUACGCUUCCUAUUCGAGUUAAAUUUGGUAGCCUCGAAGCUGUCAAUCAAAUGGAAGGUAAAGUGUUCAGGGUUGGAGAUGAAUUUCUUAAUCUACAGAUGAAUGUUAUAAAUUUGGAUGAAAACGUGACUGGCCUGGUAUAUAAUCCGAAUGAUACAAUAAACCUGAGAGCUAAAAUUCAAAUGAUGAAUAACUCGAAAAUGGAAUGUGGAAAACAAUGGUUAAAUAUUUAUCACAGUAUGGCCGUAAAAUCAGCAGAAAUUCUGUACUCCAUACCACCAGACUCUGUUCAGUUCAAAAGAAAUGAAACAAUAACUAUUAAGGAAUUCACACGUUUUCAAGCAAAUGGUUUCUAUUUUGAUAACAACAUAGAUCUCUACUUUAAGCUACAGCUAAAUGACAAGAUAUUCAUUCCAAAUGGUAAAACAGAAGCAAAUCUAACAAUAGUUGUUGAACUUAUUUGUAUUACAUAUAAUCGGGAUAGAACUCUAUUAAAUUCAUGCAAUAAUCCGACAUUGAAAAAAAUCAUGAGGAAAGUUGUGGUUAAAACUAAACAACAAACUAUAACGGGUUCAGAUUGUGAAGAAAAUUUGGGCCUUUCUAACAGUCGAGUAAUUUUACCAUGUCAGAUCACUUCAUAUGUGUCACCCUAUCUUGGAAAUACAGAAGAGCAAAUUAGAUUCUAUUCAGCGUCCGGUUGGAAACCAUUUGUUCGUCCAGGACCACAUGAUCCUUUACGUUAUAUCACUAUUUUAUUCGGCCAACAAACAAAUGUCAGUCGAAUAGAUAUUAAUCUGAUAAACACAGCUAAUCAAGUUAUGAUUUUCCACUUGAUGGGAACCAACGAUGGUCAAUCGUUCUUCGAUUUUAAGACAGCGUCAGUUUCCUACAUAAAUCAAAGUUAUGGCCGCAUAUUUCUUCAGCCAAAAUUUGUCUCAAGAGGAAUGCGAUUAAUCGUCAGUGAGACAACAAAUGAAAAUAAUGAUGUAUCUUUUACACUUGAACUUUAUGGAUGUAGACUUAACUUGGACACAAACACAUUUGAUCCAUGUGGUGUCCAAAAUGGUUAUGUGAGCCCAUCAAACAAUGGUCUACGAAGUUAUCUUUAUGCUGAUGGUUAUCUUUUCUAUUGUGAUGAAUUUCCUACCACAAUAAAAUCGUACCUUACUGAAAAACGGUGUUUCGUGACAUACAACAAUGCUGACAUGAAGUGGACAGACCUAGGGCCAUUCAUUACAAAAGUCUUGAGUUACAUAAGUCCUAGUAAUAUAAUAUUUGCUCAAGGUCAAAACGAUGAUAGUAUCUUAUUGAGUAGUGAUUACGGAGAAAGAUGGACCUCCACUAACUUGUAUACACAAGUAAAAUUGACCAGAAAUGCAAGUUAUUACAUAAAUUCAACUAUUAUACCAUGGACUUAUGCUGCUGGAUAUUUUGAUCAAAGUAUUACUGGUAUAUCAUGUCAGUUAUACCAACAAAGUUCAUAUCAGUUUUGCUUUCAAGGCAUUUACAAAACUAAUACAAUGGUGUCUGAUUGGAACAGGAUUUGCCCGGCCCUCCCCUAA
Messenger RNA from Schistosoma curassoni, 10401 nucleotides. Lineage: Eukaryota; Metazoa; Platyhelminthes; Trematoda; Strigeidida; Schistosomatidae. The record is from the annotation of a GenBank genome assembly.